GAUCGCCGUCCACGAAUGGACAUAGAUAAGUACCGUAUCCAUGACCUCGAAGAUGCUACAGAAGUUCGUCGAGGUGUAGCUGGACAACCCAUGGCGAUCGAAAGUUGCAAGAAUAGUAAUCUUCUGGUGCUUGAUCACACUUCUACGAUCACUGUUGAUGACUGCAGCGAUUGCCUGAUUUUAUUAGCUCCAUGCUCGGGAAGCACCGUCUCCGCUGCAGUGAUAUUCCUCGAGAAAAAACAAUGUCGUCCGCGAAACGAAGGUUUAAGAGGAAUCCCCCAUCAAUUCGUACUCACUCGUCCCAUUCAGUGA
Messenger RNA from Strongylus vulgaris, 312 nucleotides. NCBI's taxonomy places the organism in Eukaryota, Metazoa, Nematoda, Chromadorea, Rhabditida, Strongylidae. The record is from the annotation of a GenBank genome assembly.